Galleria mellonella (greater wax moth) is the source of this 4686-nucleotide messenger RNA. RefSeq lists its product as uncharacterized. The record is from RefSeq and is a predicted model, not a curated record. Bases 59 to 1558 code for a protein of 499 amino acids. The transcript is spliced from 7 exons. Lineage: Eukaryota; Metazoa; Arthropoda; Insecta; Lepidoptera; Pyralidae.
CCGCGCCGGGGACCGACCGCGUCGAUACCGUGCCGCCCGAACAGUGAGAUGUGCCGCGAUGACGGAACACGAGAAAUCCGGGAAUGUGACCAUCCUGGCCGAAAACUACGGCCGAGCGCCCACCGCCACCGUCUCCAGCCUCAAGUCUGAGGACUCGACCGAACAGUUGAUAUGUAAAUCACCGCAAAAGACCGCGAAAGACGUUAAAAAGACGAAAAAACAGAGUGUUAGUUCAAAAAGUGUUGAAGCGGGAAGCGACAAUGGGGGCAGUAGGCAGAGACUAGUAGUGUUUUUGGGGUUGGGGCAGGUGAUUCUCGGGGCACUGCUGGUGGGCGCCGGGGCGGUGGCGGUGGUGAAGGGCGCCGCCCUGUCCAGGGUCGGUGCCGGACUGUGGGCGGGGUGCGUGGCAGUGGUGGCGGGAGUGGUCGGCGUGCUCGCCGGCAUCAACGACUGCUAUGGACUGAAUGGAGGUGCUAAUGGGCACAGCCCACUGCUGACGGCGUUCCUGGCGCUAUCGCUGCUGUGCCUCGCGUGCGGCAACAGUGCCGCGGUGCUGGCCGCCACCGGCCUCCAGCGAGACUCCAUGCGGGCGCCGUCCACACCGCCCGCCACGCUCGCCAGUUUCGAGGAUGAAAUGGAAGCGUGGACGCCUGUUCUUACAAACAUCGCCCUGCUCAUCAUAGCCAGCGUCCACUGCCUGGUGUGCAUCGUCAGCAUCUAUCAUCUCUCCAAACGUAUUUGCCCCUGCUUCCGGCCGAAGCAAGCGUUUGACCACAACCAGUUUGAUCCAACAUUCAAGACUCAACCAUAUGUGAUACAUGUGGAUGAAAAGAGGGUGCACGAUGAGAAGCUGAGGAGUCAGGAGCUAUGUAAGGAUUUAGAGGUGAAGCUGCAGGGGGAGACGUUAAAGAAAAAGAAGGAUAGCACGGACACGUCGCCUUCAGGCCCGGAGUACGGCAGCGCGAAUAGCAAGGAGAAGUUGGUGACGCACUGGCUGGGCCGCCACCACAGCGUGCUGACCACGGCCACGACGGGCGGCCGCCGGCGGCCCGGUGUACGCAAGCCGAGGAGGCACCACGCGCCAGUCGUGCUUCUGCCCGCUCACCACGCCACUACGCUGGGUCGCGGCCGCGUGCCUGUGAGCGUGGUGCCCCCGCCGCGGUACGCGACGCUGCCGCUGCCGCCGGGCCACUUCGCUCCCCAUCCCCACCCGCAUCACCCACCGCACGCACUCUACUACCCACUACACGACACUCGCAUCCGGCGGCGGCGCUCGCCCCGCUCCCCGCGGCAGGAGCGGAGGCGCGCGGGCGGACGCGGGCGCGAGCGCGACUCGCAGCUCACCCGCUCGCUCGAGCGGAUACACCGCAAGCGGCGAGCGGAGCGGGAGCGGAUGACCGACGCCGACCUCAAGAGGACUUACACUGGUCUUGACAGGGCAUAUGCUGAGCAAUUCAUAGCGGUGUGCGACGAGAGCCGCCACGCGGCCGAGCAACAUGAUUCGCUCGGCAGCACCACCAGCUCAAGUGACACGCCGCACUCGCAUGGCGACCUCUGAACGUGUUACAGAAAUAUCGAGUCAUCACAAAUUCGUCCAUCUACCUUACGAGUGAUUGUUCACCAAAAAAAAUGUUGGUGAAGUUAUCGCCGGGGUAAAAAAUAUACAAUCGAAUUCAGAAUUUAAAUUGUAGAUUAAAAAUUUAUUUAAUUUUUUACAACAUUGACUGUACAUCAAAAUUAAUGCAUAUUUAGUAUUUAUUUAUUUAAAUUUACAAAAUCGUCACAAUUUAGGUUAGAACUGAAUUAGUUUAUCUGUAAAAUGAAUUAUAUUUCUGAAUACUCGUCUAGUUUAUGGCUAACGUAAUAGUUAGGAUAACGUACCAAACUAAACCAGAUAGCUUUAUGUAUUCUAGGUACGCCACAUAUUGUAAAUAAUGUUACCUUACUAACUGCACUGGUAAGAUUAAUGUCUAAUACUUAAAAACAUUAUGGCACGAUACAUAUAACAUGUACUUAUUAGUAACGCGUGCCUUUAAAUUAGUUGAGUCGUACAUGUUGAGAACUUAUUUACAUGUAUUAUUCAAUUAAUUUAUUAACGGACUACAUACCUAUUUAAUAUACGAUUAAGACCAUCAAUUUAAGUUUCCACCUUGCACCGUGUUGCUUUGUUCUGGUUUGAACAGAGAGAUGCUGCAGUAAAAUUACUGGAUACUAAAGAUAAACGGAGUCACGGAGAUCAGUAACACACGAGCGACGUCUUCAGUGUUAGAAGCUUUUCUUUACUCUUUACAGAUUUAAGCAUUUAUUUGUCGACAUUUGAUAUAUUUUUUUAUUGUAUUUUCGGAAAGGAUUUUUGUAAUGACAUACUUGUUUCUGAGUUAAACCGACCGACUGAGUAAUAGUUGUGUAAUGACAAUGACUACUUUGAACCAUGCACGUUUAUUUUAAUACCACUGUUAUAGGUAACCAUAUCAUAUGCACGUUUCACAGCAUCUCUAUAUAAUCAUAUUUCAUCAGCAGCAAACAAAGAACAUGAGGUGGAAUCUGUAGUUACUAACGUGACCACAUACUAACCCAACGUUUGUAUACUUGUGUAAUAUCGUCAAAUAUCUGUGGUAUAGUUAUUUCUAAGUCUUAUUUACUUUUAGUUUUCGAUUGUAAGAAGCGUUGAUAGACAGAGAUUAAUUUUUUUUUUAACUUCACAUGUAACAAUCGUCAUUUCAGUUAUUUAUUAUUGAAUUUUAUAUACUCUUUUAUACUUGUCCCUUAAUGACUUGAAUGAAUGAGCCGAACAUGUAAUUAAUUAUUUUUUCAAUUCCUAAUCGACAUUCAAAAAUAUAGUAAAUAAUACUGAUGCGCUAGCAUUGAUAAGAUAAUUUUCUUUCUUAUUGCAUUGAGUUGGCUGGAAGAGAUCUCCUUCAGAGAUAAUACCACCCUUGCUAACAAGUUGUUAAACUAACCGCUGUAUACAUUAUUUUUAUUAGUGGCAUUUAAUAUAAAGAAUAUAUUAAAUACCACUAAUAAAUAAAUAAAUUUGGUAAAUCUGUCAACUUAUAAUAAUACCCAUUAAAUUUUGCCUUCUCGUGUAAGGUACCGCCAUCUAGUGUGACAUCUAAACAUGACAACUACAAGACUGAUGGUUCAUCUUUCUAAAUAAAUUGUACAACUUUACAAAUUUAAUGUUGCUUUUCAUCAAUAUUUUAUGUAAUUUGAGUAAAGUAUUUAAUGUUACGAAGUCAUUAUAAAGAAUAAUCUCUGCCUAUCAGCAUUUUAGUUUAUCCUCUAUCGUAUAAUAUGUUAGUGUUCGUAGGUAGGUAUGUAAAUAUAUGAAAUGAAAGUCCGAUGUACCUAAGCGGUGCCAAAUUCAGCUCGCGAGCUUGCUAUUGGUGUGUAUAUACGCGCGUUACAUCUAAAUUUGCUCAAUUCGUCUCUAUACUCAGUGUAGGUUAAGUUUUCUAUGUUUGUAGGUUGCCUUACUUGGCUACUGCCCGAUAUUUAACUUUUUGCAAUCUAAUUAACAAUGUGAAUAUUUUCUUUCCUUUGUGUACUUAGUUAUUAUGUUUAUAGGCGAUCAAUUUUAUUUUUAUUAUGGGUCAAAUCGAAGAAAACCAAUAAAUAAAUGUAAUAUUUUACUUGUAACAAAUAGAAUUUAUUACUUAUAAGAAUAUUAACACAAAACUAUUAAAUAUUAAUUUAACUCACUUAUAUAAUUAUAUAAUAAAAAUAUAUUAAAUUUGAUCGAAAGAUACAAUUAAUACUCGUAAGAAAGUAUAUGUCUAGAAUCAUAUAUAACAACCAGAAAAGUCCAUUCACAUGUUAGGCACAUGCAACUUGUAUUCACAUGUUGCAUGUAACAUGUACAUUGUUGGGACAUAUUUUAACAACGAUCUCCCCUUCAUGUUAAAUAUCCAUUGUGUAUAACGACCUGAUGGAUAAAGCCUACAUUUAAUUUUUUUUUUAUGAAAAAUCUGUGUAUUUGUAUUGUUGUGUGUGUAUUGACAGUUUUACGUGAGGCUUACAACAUACAUAUAUUGGGACAGGGGUUUUACUGUAAACAUGCGAAAGUUAUUGCUUAAUAGGUACAAGGGUAAACCUUAUGACUUAUUCCAUUUUGACUCUAUUCAAACAACUAGACACAGAGGACUUUUUGGUAUCUUAAUUUAAUAACUACCAGUUUAACUUACGUGUAAUUAGAUUGAAAAAGCUCGACUAGUUUCGGAAUCAGUUCGUGAUCCUUAGUCUUGAGCAACUGUGACGCGAGCACGAGUCUGACUUUUUCGAGCUAAUUACAUGUAAGUAAUAGUUAUUACAUUAAAAUAAAAUGUAUGCUUACGAAACUUUAAACAAUAAAAUAUUGCAAUAGCUUAAAACUGAAUGGAGAACGAAGAGUUCUUUGUGUCCAUAGAAAGAUAGUAGUUUGACCAAAAUGGAAUUAGCCAAUAUUUUUAUAUACCCAUAUUUUAUUUUUAAAUUAUACUAAUAUUGUUUGUUCUAUAAUAUUUCAUUUAUGUAUAUAGGUAAAUAUAGUCUCAAUAUUGUAAAAUAUAUAAUUUCUUAUGCUAAGUUAAAAAUGAUUGAUUACAGAUAGAGAACUAGUGGAUUUAAUGAAUUUAUUUAUUUAUUUUUUCUAUAAAUUUUAUUAAAAAAAGAAAAUAAAACUCAAUGCUUGUAAAUUGUGAAGUGCGA